AUGCCAGCCGAAUACGUAGACCUCUCGCAAACUCUUGAUCCAAACACCCCAGUGUAUCCUGGCGACCCUAUAUUCAGCUGCUGCCCAACUCUGACCAUCGAACACGACGGAAAUAACGUUACGUCCAUCUCGAUGGGCUCACACACUGGCACCCACGUCGACGCCCCUUACCAUUUCAUACAAGACGGGAAGCGCAUUGACGAAGUUCCACUCUCUCGCUUCGUUGGUUCUGCAGUUGUAGUGGACGUAUCGAACAAAGCCGCCAAACAGCCAUUUGUCUGGAGCGACUUGCAACCAUAUGAAGAGAGACUGCGCAGAUAUGUCUCGGAGGAUGCUAGUGUCAUCCUGUUGGUACGGACAGACUGGUCAAGGCACUGGGGGACUGACACGUUCUUCGAACAUCCAUACCUGGAUCGCGAGGCGGCCGAGCGCGUCAUCACGACUGGCGUCAGGACCAUAGGUAUCGACACCCUCAGUCCCGACCCGACGCACCUCGACCCGCACGCAGAGGCCGACUUUGCCGUGCAUCAGGUCAUCCUCGGUGCUGGAGGUAUCAUCGCGGAGAAUCUUAGCAACCUUGGGGCGAUACAGGACGGUGACUGGAUCAUCGGCAGAUGCGAUGGCUCGCCCGUGCGUGCUUUCGCUUGGAGACGGACGUGCGGGACUCGGUGA
Fomitopsis serialis is the source of this 672-nucleotide messenger RNA. RefSeq names its product putative cyclase. The transcript is spliced from 2 exons. Lineage: Eukaryota; Fungi; Basidiomycota; Agaricomycetes; Polyporales; Fomitopsidaceae. Bases 1 to 672 code for a protein of 223 amino acids. Gene Ontology annotation, molecular function: arylformamidase activity. The record is from RefSeq and is a predicted model, not a curated record.